Molecule: messenger RNA, 638 nt
Organism: Cuscuta campestris
Lineage: Eukaryota; Viridiplantae; Streptophyta; Magnoliopsida; Solanales; Convolvulaceae
Source: the annotation of a GenBank genome assembly
GGCAAAAGAACCCAGAAGACCUGCAUAUGGAAUACCUGGCCAACACACCAGUUUCAGACUGUGAAGCAGAUGAUGAAGACACUGCUGUCUUCAAGCCAGUCUUCACUAGAGCCACAGAAGAACAAAUGGCUCUCACUUCUGAAGAAAUAGCUGUUUUGGAAGCAACAGCUGAGGAUUUCCCUAUCUUUCCGGAAACCUCACCUGAGUUUGAAAUGGUUCUAACUGAAACUGUCCAAGAGAAGGCAGCCUCUCCCCCACAAGAACAGAACCAGGAAGCAAAUGAAGAAGAAGAAUUUCAGCAACUGAUCCAAUCUCAAGUACUCGAGAUCCUCACAACUCCUUGUGAGAUCUCCAAUCAGACACAACUUGAGAUUCUGGAAAAGUCAGUAGAAAUUCCGGAACAGUCAGCUAUUCCAGAAACCAUGGAGAAAGCAGUAGAAGUCCAAAGGCACUCUGGAAAAGCUGAGAAGGAAACUCAGAUGGCAGAAGUGGAGGUCUCUCAAACUCCAAUAGCCAUCUUUGAAGAACCAAAUGAAGCUGAAGAUAGUGACUCCCUCUCCAGAUACAUAUCAAAUUUUGCACUUGAUGAAGCAGAAGGAGAAUCUGAGCGGACACUAAAGAUCACUGAUGAAGAAGAU